AUGACCGUCGCCGUCGCCGACCAUGGCCACCCCCCCGUCGGUCGGCGACCCAGCGACGCGGCGCCGACAGCCAAUGCUGCUUCGGCUGCCUAUCGCCGCCCUGCGUCGUGUUUCAGAUCCCGAUGGGCGACCACGCGACGUGGCUGUCGACCGGACCUGGGACUGGCGCCGCGUCGUCCAUCCCAGAGUGCCAGAACAAAGAAGCAAAACAAGAGCUGGGUCGCAUUCGAGCUCGACCCUGGCUCGCACCCGCGCAUGCCGGCAUUCCACCCAAGCAGGGAGAGACUUUUCCGUCGUCUUGGCCAAAUCAUGCCAGGUAAUAAUACCACGAGGACGAAGGAGCGAAUGGCCGAGAGCACCAGACGCUGUGGUGCCGCCGUCAUCGGCAUCGCCGACAUUGCCAUACAAGUACAAGGACAAGGCACAUGA
Drechmeria coniospora is the source of this 429-nucleotide messenger RNA. RefSeq lists its product as uncharacterized. The record is from RefSeq and is a predicted model, not a curated record. The coding region runs from base 1 to 429 and encodes 142 amino acids. NCBI's taxonomy places the organism in Eukaryota, Fungi, Ascomycota, Sordariomycetes, Hypocreales, Ophiocordycipitaceae. The transcript has a single exon.